Brenthis ino (lesser marbled fritillary) is the source of this 213-nucleotide messenger RNA. The record is from the annotation of a GenBank genome assembly. Lineage: Eukaryota; Metazoa; Arthropoda; Insecta; Lepidoptera; Nymphalidae.
AUGUCGUGUCGCCUCGAGCCAGGCUUGUCUUCUCUUGCUCUUCUUAUUUUCACAAUAUUAUUGAUGAGUUCAAAUGUUAAUUGUCAAAUAAACGGGACGAUUGAGUUGUCGUCUAUAAUCCUGGGCCAUUUGCAGCACACUCUCGACAGUCUCACCGGCUUCGCGCGCAUCGCCGAGAUGCUGGGCACUGCCGGUGUGAGCGAAAUGACAGGG